AUGACACGUCAAUUGGUGGUUCCGAACUCAACCCAAGGCAGCAGUAUUUCUUUGAUGGUUGAGGAGCAAAGAACUGUGGCUGGAGCCAGUCACAGGUAAACUUGUUGGUGGGCUCUAGGCUUCCUCGUUCCAGAGUCCGGGCGUGGCUGUGGCGUUGCCUCGAAUAGAACCAGGCACCAGGAUUUCUCGGACUUCGAUAUACGCGGCCCUUCGCUCACCCCGCCCUCCUUCCGGCCCCAAUUCAUAAAACAAUCAAGUAAAACAGGAGCCGUGCACAGAGUCUUCCAGUCUGGGUCCAUACAUCUUCUACCACGGCUCAGAGCAGAUAUGAAGGAAACACGGUGAACAAAUAACAACAACAGCGCCGACGCUCAAUAUGUUCCACCAAUUCAGCGCCAAUACUGAGCGGCUUUCGAGAUUAUAUUCCGAUACCAAAAAGUCUCUCGAGAGGGCCAAAGCUGCACCAGCCGCUGCGAAUGUCGCCGACUCGCCAGAAUUCGGCGAUUUGAGGCGUGAUUUCCAGCUUCAGCAAGACAGAUUGUAUGCCUGGGGCUUGCAUUGGGCCGAGCGGGACAUGGGCUCUCCACAGUCCAAACAUGGAGACGUCAAAAUCGAUAAGAUGAUCGAUCAAGCUGAACUAGGCGAGGUUGUCGACAGUGUCAUGUCCGAGAUUAGAGGCCUCUAUGACGAACUCCAGCUUGGACGAUUGGAACGAUCUGACAGUUAUGAAAAGAAUAUCUCGGUCAAAUCCUUGAAAGAUCCUGGGUCCAGUCCAGUCACGCAACGAAGUGAAUGGACUAGUCAGGAGAUCAAGAGUCGCCGGGCCAAGCUUGAUCGCCUGACCGAGUGCAUCGAUCUCCUGUACACCCUUGAAGGUACAAGGAGGGGUGACGAGAAAGAUCAGGCGAAAAGAGCGAAGCACGCGCACGAGUCAUCUGACAAUCUUGACUAUGCACAUGUCUACGACCACCCGCUUCAUAUCGAGUUUGGCGACCUGCAAUUCAGUGCAUCUUCAGCCCAGCGUGCUGAUCCUCCGCCAUAUGAACCUCCGGGAGCCUUGGCCAGUGUCAAAGAAAGAUCGCUUGCAUAUUAUCGCCCUGGUGCACAACAUGUUUUGUUGGACUAUCUACCAGCUGAUACUCCACUAUACGUUGUAGGGAGUGCCGACGACGUAUUUGAAGUCCAUGAACUUGGUGGAAAACUGUGCGAGAAAAGGCCACUCUCAUGGUGUGGUCAUCUACGACUGCUCGGGUUCACCAUUGACCCUACCGGAGCACGGUGUGCAAUGGUUUACGCCUUACCACAGGAGCAUGAUACCCAAAGCCUGCAACAACUUCGGACGCUAGGUUCCUUGAUCUCGGCGAGCGACAGACAAGGCUCUCCUCAUCCCGCACUCGAAGACCGCUUUCGACUCGCGUACAACGUAGCAUUGUCGAUGAUGGGGUACUUCGCCCAUGGUGAGACCCAUCAACAUAUCAACAGCAGUAACAUUCUUGUCUUGGGAUCGGGCGAUCACAUUCAUAGCUCGAAUGCACCAAAGGAGAUGAGAUCUCCCUAUCUUCUCCAGUCAUGCCAGGACUUCCUUUCACAAUCACAAGCAGAGGAACCCUUUGCUUCAACCAUCUACCGGCAUCCGGACCACGACGUUCGCGCUUCUGAAGUCGUACCGGCGUAUGACAUCUACAGUCUUGGCUUGUUACUGUUGGAAAUUGCACUUUGGACACCUCUUUCACGCCUGUGGAAGCCAAGAUAUACUCGAGAGGUUUUGAUGGAUAGAGUCCAGCGCGUCUAUGUACCUAAGCUGGCCUCUAGGUGUGGAACCAAGUAUAUGCGUGUCGUCCAGAGGUGUCUGCAGGCUCCCACCGCGCUGCAAUACCAGAACAACUAUGAAGAUGCAGGUUCCGCCCUCUUGCAGAUCCUCAAAGACCUCCAACAGUGCUGUGCACUAGACGAGGAAGGUCCACCGCCUCCACAGGACAUCGAGGUCUUCGAGAUUCUACUUAUUGAACAGAUGUACAAAGCCGAGUCAGCACCUGACGCAGGAUCAAAGAGCGCGUUCCGACCUACAAAAGCCGAGACCAAACCAGAACUUCCGAAGCGGGCCAAUUCAAAGCGCAAAGCAGACGCAGUCCAAGAUGCAAUCCCGCAAGUCGACGAAAAGAUGCGCAAAUGGUCUCAUCUUGAUAUUCCCCAGGACGAUCUAGAUCAAUGGAACACGCGAGUGAUGCCCAAGCUUGGCAGAAUACUACAAACGGCCCUGAAAGAUUGCACCGAUUCCUGCAGUCUAAGUCUCAUGAUGUUUGGCACGACUCCGGAAAAGGCGAAGACGACUAUAUGUGUGCAGUGUCCACAGAUAAACAAAGUCCGUGAUGUUCUAAGACAGAGUUUCAAACCCAAGAGAGGAUGGGGUGUCGUCCUUCUCAACGGUGAAGUCAGGAGAAGCGGCAACAGGAAAAGUGUCAAACGGUCUGGGUAUGGAUCUAGCAAGGGAACUGGACGGUCUCGACGAAAGUUACGAGAACAAAAGUACCAGAAAUGUCCUUCAAAUGGGGCUAGCAUCGGAGCUUUCAAGGACUCCGAACACCUGCCCCCUGUGUCAUUCGGGGGUACUAUCCUGGUGGAUGGUGAGCCUUUCGGAAUGACGGUCCACCACAUGCUUGAGGCGCCGAGUGACGAGGAGGACGAAGAUGAGGCCGUGCAGACAGAGCAGCCGAGAAGGUCUGGAGCAACCCGGACCUUGCCAGGCCAAUUCGACUCUUCUGCCGACGUACAGUUCAUGCAGUCUGAAGAAGACCUCGCACGCUUGUCAGACCUUGAGAUCUCCGACGAAGAUUUCGAGGGCAGUGACGGCGAGAGCGACGCGAGCACCAUCCGACCGGAUUACUCCAUCAUGGACGCCGAUGGUAACGAGUUCUGGUAUCUAGACGAUUCUCCCCCGGAGCUGGACGAGGACGAUGGGUCCAUUGGCGACGAUGCAUCAUCCUCUUCUUCCGACGACGUCGAUGACGCAGCUUCUAUAGGCGACAAGAUCGGCAUUGCACCAUACUCGGACGAUGACUUCUGCGUCACCCAGCCAGCCAUCGACGAUGUCGACGAGGACUUCUUCCCCAGCGAGGAGGACAGAGAUGACGAUCACCUCGCCAGCCAUUCGUUCGGGUACGUCUUUGCGAGCAGUGGCAUCCGGCGCGUGGUCCGAGGCGAAAUGAAACACGAAGUCGACUGGGCACUAAUCAGGAUCCACGACGAUAGAAUGAAAAUAGAGAAUUCCGUGCCUGAGCAGACUGGCAGUCUUGUAAAGAGGUCUAGCACGAACACUCAACAACAACCUCAACCUCCUCUGACAACGGUGACGCCACUGGCCAAACUCUCCGGUCUCCAGGUUCAGUGCCGCGGGCGCUCCUCGGGUCUGAAGAAGGGUCGCAUCUCCCAAGCUAUGUCUCUCGUCAAGCUUCAUGGCCGCCAGUCCUUCUCGACAUCCUGGUGUGUCGAAGGCGGGUUUGGUAUUCCCGGUGACAGCGGCGCCUGGGUUUACGAUCCUGUCUCGGGCGGCUUGUGCGGACAUGUGCUUGCGUGGGGCGACAGAAGCAAGACCGCGUACAUUGCGCCCAUGGAGGUUCUCUUUGACGAUAUCAGGGGCAGACUGGGCGCCCGAUGCGUCGAGUUGCCUGCUUCUGCUGGCCUCCAGAAAGACGAAGUCGUCGGCUUUGGCGCUGCUGUCGAAAGUGCUGAUAUUGCUGCCAGACUGAGAGACUUGAAGAUCAAUACUAAGGCGGCGUCGGAGCAACCUGUGCCUGGAGCGAGCAGUAAGAAGACGGAAAGGGUGGGAGUGAGACCACUCGUCAUGGCUGGUGCUGUUUCUUGAGGUUACAACCUUGUGGUGCAUUGCGAACGGCGAUAUAGUGGCAGGUUACUUUUUGGCAUUUGUUAGAUACCAAUUGCUGUAGAACUUUUAGUCUACAUGCCCGUGAGGCGUCU
This is a messenger RNA of Exophiala viscosa, 3975 nucleotides long. RefSeq lists its product as uncharacterized. The record is from RefSeq and is a predicted model, not a curated record. Bases 377 to 3862 code for a protein of 1161 amino acids. The transcript has a single exon. NCBI's taxonomy places the organism in Eukaryota, Fungi, Ascomycota, Eurotiomycetes, Chaetothyriales, Herpotrichiellaceae.